GAGAUAUUGACAAUCCAUUCAGUUAUUGCGGGGUCAUUUUCGGAAACUUGCUUGGAGUAAAGAGAUUUCCGCUCAUAAAACUUGACUAACCCGCGUUCUUAAACUUCUCAAUUGUUGAGUUGACGUGGAAAUUAUCUCUAACAUCUUUCUUGGUAUACUUGAUAGCGAUAAUCAAUUUUUGGGACGAAAAUGGCGGACAGGAACAUUGGUCUCUUCUAACGGUUAGGACUAUGUACAAGCUAGUUCGCACUUGGAGUCGCGUGAUGCUGCUGUCAAUUGUCAUAAAUAACAACAAAUUAACCUAAACCAUUAGUCAUUAGUAUUUUUUCGAAUAAUUUAAAAAUAUAGUAUGGCUUUCAACUUCCCUGCAUUUUCUUACAUAGUUGCCUUAAUCAUCGAUGCAUUCCUCAUAUUCUUCUCCCUGUUUCACGUUAUAGCGUUCGAUGAGCUGAAGACCGACUAUAAAAACCCCAUAGACCAAUGUAACAGCCUAAACCCGCAGCUCGUCUUACCGGAGUACCUGCUUCACCUACUCUUCAACCUGCUCUUUGCAGUAGCAGGAGAAUGGUUCUCGUUAUUCUUAAACAUACCACUCAUAGCCUAUCACAUCAAUCGCUACAGAACAAGACCAGUGAUGUCUGGGUAUGGGAUCUAUGAUCCAACGAGCAUCAUGAAUGCAGAUGUGCUCACAAGAUGCCAGCGAGAGGGCUGGAUCAAGUUGGCAUUCUAUCUGCUAAGCUUCUUUUAUUACUUAUACGGGUAUGUUAUUGCAUUAGAGCUAGAACGGGAACAUGUGGAACAUACAUGAUGAUUGCCUGGGAGAUUAUGAGGUCUAAUUUGGAGAAAAUUCUAAUGAUGUAGAAAGAUUGUUUAUAUGUAAAUAUGGACUACUUUUUAUCCAGUGAAGUUAUUACAAGCUUUUUGCUUAUAAAAGAUAGUUGUAAAAGUGAAAUGAUGUAACAGACAUGCUCUAAAGUUAAUGAGUCAAAAAUAAAGUAUAUGUAUAAGUAACUUUACUGAUAACAGAUAUGGCUUGAAAUCAUAUUCUCUCUUGCAUAGCACAUAUCAGCAAGAUUUUGACUAAAAUCAGAGGUUUAAAGCUUCUGUAGUUAUUGUUAUGCAAUAUACAGUGGAAUAGUGCAUUAACAUUAGACAAAUAAAGAAUAGGAGUACUGUAACUAUAUGAAGAUAAAAUGUAUGUUCCAUAUAGUUAGAAAUAUAUAUAUAUAUAAUAAGUGUUGGACUUGCAAAGGCUAACAUGUGCUAAGAUCAAAAUUCUUUAAAUUUAACUCGAUACAUGACUGAUUUUUUAAGUCUUAUUUAAUAUACAAUAAGGAAUAAUUGAUGUAUGGACUUUGGGAUAUUAGUUCCUUAAUCAAACUUAUGUAUGACUUAUUGUUUGUUAAAACAAUAGAUGUACAAUUUAUGGAUAUAGCUGUUAUUUGAUGAAACUCUAUGAUAACAUUUUAUGCAGAUCUUUAUUUCUACCAUAAUAAACGAAACAUGAGAUUUUUAUGAUGCAUAUUGUGGUUAACACAUGCUCAAGGAUAUGAAUACUUUAUUCACAGUGCUAAAUAAAUAAAAAUAAGUUUGUAGUGUCAGAAUUGAUGACUAACAAGGUGGUCAAUAUGUUUAUCAUGAUAGAAAUGUAACUUUGUAUAAAGAUGUUCUGUACUCUAUAGGAAUAUCUAGGCUCUACUCAUUAAAACCCUUAUUAUUUUAUUUUUAUAAAUUCUAAUUAUUCACCUAUCAGCAAUAAUAUUAGCUCUAGUUUUAUGUGACUGAUUUUUUAUUGUUUUAUGUGAUUUUACUGAGCUUUUGCAGUGUCCUGCAGCAGAUCCUUUUGCAAGCUAAAAAUAAAAUAUACAUUACAGGCAUACUGUGCCAAAUCUAGGAUUUCACAUCGUGAUUUAGGAUAAAAUGUCCCUCUAACACUUGACAUAAUUGAGUAUUUCAAGGAUUAUGUAGAUGUGUUUAACAGAUAAGGUUCACUACUCCAGAGCACAGCUUGUUAGAUCUUGAAUUGCGAGCAUUAACAUAGCUUUAUUUCCAAUAUUAUCAUAUAGGGCCUUGGAUUAAGAGGGGGGGCAUUCAUCACCCCAAAAAACCCAAGCUGUUAUCUUAUUUUGGUACGAAAAUUAUCUUGCUAGACCUAAAUCGUGAGGAUGUGCGCUUUUCUCGACACAUCCUACCUCCACUCUCCAAUUGUCACAAAGGCAUUCACUAUCAGAAGUUCUGCUAGUCUGAUGAAGUAGAGGUCGUUGUUUGCAGUUAGAUUUACAAACUUAACGCUUUCCAAGUACUGAUCAUAAAGGCUAACUUCGCCGUUCUAUACUGACAAAAUACCUACAAUGCUUGCUUGCGAUUGUUGGCGGAUCGACCAUGAAAUGCAUUUAAGAUGCCCAAAUGCCAGAUAAUUUGUUAUAAUUUAUAAUAUUAUUUAUUAACUUAAAGUAUUCUCCAAGAAGAUGCCCAAUUAUAUGUUGUAUGUUAUGUAUGCAAUUUCUGGUUAACUCUAACCUAUGUGUUUUUCAAGUACUGGGUAACAAACUCAUAAUUGUUGAUGUGACCACUCCUAUGAUAAUAUUGUGCGCUCUGCGUUUACAGAGCUCGGACUUUGUCAUGUGCCAUAUAAAACGAAUCGUGCACUAUUACGCGAAAAAACUUAUUCAUUCAUCUGUCGUUGUUAAACGUUAUUAUUCGAGAGUUAUGUUCUGAUCAACCAUGAAGCCGCAGUGAACCCGUGAUUGAAAAAUCGGACAUUAUAAAUAAUUAAAACAUACUCCAUUCUACUUUCAAAGUAAACUUUGUCACACCAAGUUGCCAAGGAAAGAUUACCACUAAAUCUGCCUCUUAGUGCAGUAGAUUUCCUAUUAGAAUUUCUCGUCAGGAAAUCCCAUAACCUGCGACAAUAGUCCGAGAGGUGGUAACUGUGGCACGUAAAAAGGGUGGUCGACACAUAGUGUUUUUCAAAAAGAUUUUUUUUAUUUUUUGAUGGGGUCAAACUGAAUGAUAUAUGUGUUAAUAUCCAACUAAAGUGGGUCAAGAAAUGAAGAUUUUGAACACCUAAUAACAAAUAAAAAGACAGCAGGGAUAUUCGGUUUGCUGCUCUGGGAGCUUUGGCGCUUAAAAUUGGGACUGAAUGUAAUUCAUUUGUAAUGUAAAAGUUAGUAAAUUCUGUUGUAUGUACUUCAUUCUUAUUUAUCGUGUAAACUCUAAUCAUUUUGUUUAAAUGGUACAUUAGAUUGUAACACUGCUGAAUGUUUUGUACAAAUAAAAUAUAUACACUAAAAUAUGUUUUACUUUGCUGUUUAUUUUCAAAA
This is a messenger RNA of Acanthoscelides obtectus, 3323 nucleotides long. The record is from the annotation of a GenBank genome assembly. NCBI's taxonomy places the organism in Eukaryota, Metazoa, Arthropoda, Insecta, Coleoptera, Chrysomelidae.